Messenger RNA from Penicilliopsis zonata CBS 506.65, 283 nucleotides. RefSeq lists its product as hypothetical. The record is from RefSeq and is a predicted model, not a curated record. The coding region runs from base 8 to 187 and encodes 59 amino acids. The transcript has 5 exons. Lineage: Eukaryota; Fungi; Ascomycota; Eurotiomycetes; Eurotiales; Aspergillaceae.
GGCGGCCAUGGAGUUCCCCAGAAGGAAAGGUCCAGCCGGACCAGUACUCGCGGUGAGGCGGACCGGCCAGCCAGACCCAAGGUUCAACUACGAGCUUUUUAACUGCAACAACUUUAAUAUACGCUAUUGGAGCUGGAAUUACCGCGGCUGCUGGCACCAGACUUGCCCUCCAAUUGUUCCUCGUUAAGGCCGUUUCAUGGCCAUGCGAUUCGUUUAGUUAUUAUGAAUCACCAAGGAGCCCCGAGGGGCAUUGGUUUUUUAUCUAAUAAAUACACCCCUUCCG